ACACGGGGCGCACAGUCUGCCCGCCGCAGUCCGUCGUGCCGCGCGUCAGCCGCGUACAAAAUCGCCUCCACGAACAUCGGCGAAGCGUGUGUGUUGGCUUGGCGAGCGGUGUCGGAGUCGGUGGCGUCUGUACUCGGUGGUGAUGUCAGUGUCAAUAACGUCGCACCGUCGCACGGCGCAACACCGCGCUACCUAGACACUAACAUUCUUCUAAGCAUUAUAAACGCUAAUACGCCGGAACAAAUAUAUUCAAUAUCGCGACACCAGUGCAAAGUCCCCAAAUCAAUUAUUUACAUUUGUAACUUUUAUUUCUAUUACUUUCAUUUCUCGUUGUAUUAAAUAAUUUAUUUCGUGUUUGUGUGAGUGGUCAGAGGUGAUUUUGUGAUUGAUUGUGUGAUAAGUGUUUGUGUCUUCUUUGGGCGCACUUUGAUUCUGGAUUAAUUUUCAGCAACUGAUGCAACAAAUCCUACUCACAUGGUGGUCAGACAAACGAUGAAAGAAGUGGUGUCCAGUGAAAUCACGCGCAGCCAGCAUGAAGUCGAAAUCGCACACCAAGACCCCGCCUGCGCGAACCUGGAUCGAAUCGAAUUUUCAGAAAAGGGAAUGCAACACCUUUAUCCCGUCGGCCACAGAUGAACAGAGAUGUUGUUGCGGUCGUGCCGUGGGCUACCAUGGCCUCCAACCGCCUCAUCCUCUACACGUCGACGGCAUGUGGCUGCCGUCGAAGAACACCCGCACCUCAUCUACGGACGCCUUCGGCACCCUCGAUUUCCAGGGCGGGGCGCAUUCGACCAAAGCUCAGUACGUUCGUCUAUCGCACGACACGCGCCCGGAACUGAUUCUGCAAUUGUUCACGCGGGAGUGGAAUCUCGAGCCGCCGAAACUGCUUAUCACCGUGCAGGGAGGCAAGGCCAACUUUGAACUGCAGCCGAAAUUAAAGAAGGUGCUGAGAAAGGGAUUGCUCAAAGCCGCCAAGACCACCGGCGCAUGGAUUUUUACCAGUGGAACCAAUACAGGUGUUACACGACAAGUCGGAGACGCACUCCUGACUGAAAGAUCUCAACGCAGCGGUAAAAUCAUUUCUUUGGGCAUUGCACCUUGGGGCAUCAUCGAAAACAAUCAGGAACUCAUUGGAAUAAACAGGGAUGUUCAAUAUCAUUCAAUAGCUUCUCCAAGGUCGAAAUUAGCUGUGUUAAACAAUAGACACUCAUAUUUUCUAUUAGUUGAUAAUGGCACUCAGGGAAUGUAUGGUGCGGAGAUCGUGAUGAGGAAGAAAUUGGAAAAGUUUAUUUCUCAGCUGAAACUUCAUCCAUCUCAAGGUGUUAGCCUCGCGCAAAAGCGGCAGCUCGAAGGCACCGAAUAUACGUAUAGUACAACACCCGUGGUAUGUCUUGUGAUAGAAGGUGGGACGAAUACGAUAAGGGCUGUGUUAGAAUACGUCACCGAUGACCCACCAGUGCCGGUGGUGGUGUGCGACGGCUCCGGACGCGCCGCUGACCUAAUUGCUUUCAUGCACAAAUACGCUUCCGAUACCGACACGCCGGUGAUGGACAAUAUGAAGGAUUAUAUUCUAUCGUUAAUUCAGCGCUCUUUCGAAGUGGACAUUGAUAAAGCAGAAUGUCUCUAUGGAGAGUUAUUGCAAUGCACCAAAAGAAAAAAUCUAAUAACAGUGUUUAGAAUUUCGGAUCGACUUGAUUCUCGUGCCCAAGAAUUAGAUCAAACUAUUUUGACUGCCUUGUUCAAAUCACAGCAUCUUACGCCUUCCGAACAACUUUCGCUUGCGUUGACGUGGAAUCGUGUGGAUAUAGCCAGGUCAGAGAUUUUUGUAUACGGCCAGGAAUGGCCUAAAGGAGCUUUGGAAGAGGCUAUGAUGCAAGCGCUGGAACACGACCGCAUUGAUUUCGUCAAACUUUUGCUUGAAAAUGGUGUGAAUAUGCGAAAGUUUUUGACUAUUCCACGUUUAGAAGAACUCUACAACACUAAACAGGGUCCUAGUAACACUUUAGGCUACAUUCUUCGUGAUGUGAGGCCACAUAUUCCUCGUGGAUACAUCUAUACCCUUCACGACAUUGGGUUGGUUAUAAAUAAAUUAAUGGGUGGAGCAUAUCGAGCUUUUUACACACGUAGGAAAUUCAGACCGAUUUACGCUAAGGUGAUGAAUAAAACACCACAGAUUCAUCGUAAUUCAUCAUCGUUUGUGAGAUAUUCCGGCAAUGCAAUGAGUUUGCUAGCGGCGACUAUUCCACAGAAUGAGAAUCUGUGCUUGUUUGAUUAUCCUUUUAAUGAAUUGUUGAUCUGGGCGGUGUUGAUGAAACGUCAGAAGAUGGCGUCGCUUAUGUGGGUGCACGGCGAGGAGGCUUUAGCAAAAGCGCUGGUCGCUUGCAAGCUUUACAAAGCUAUGGCACACGAGGCAGCCGAAGAUGAUAUGGAAACAGAGGUGUAUGAAGAGUUGCGCAGUUACGGCAAGGAGUUUGAGAGUAUUGCCUUGGAUCUAUUGGAUUACUGCUACCGGCAGGAUGAUGAUAUGGCUCAACAGCUUUUGACAUGCGAACUCACCAAUUGGUCGGGGCAGACGUGUCUUAGCCUCGCGGUAGCGGCCAAUCAUCGGGCUUUACUGGCGCAUCCUUGUUCACAGAUUAUUUUGGCUGAUCUCUGGAUGGGAGGAUUGAGAACGAGGAAGAAUACAAAUUUAAAGGUUAUCUUGAGUCUUUUAUUUCCACCAUACAUUUGCAACCUAGAGUUUAAGACUGUAGAAGAGUUGCAAUUGAUGCCGCAGACUGAGGAAGAACAUUGGGAAAAUGACGAUGAUGAUGACCGCUCACAAUCCGAAAAGAGUCAAAGUCUUGAUUCUGAAGCUGGUUGUGACUCCGAGCGGGGAAGUUCCGGCAGUAUAAAUCCUCCUUUUUCACAUUUGCCGAUGCAGGAUCAGGCAUUGCUGUCGGAUAGUUUUAUCGCUCGUGAGACGAUCGUUCAAGAAAACGGAAAAGUUGUGCCCGACAUGGACGAAACUAAAUAUCAUUUCUCCUUCGAUGAGAGCGCCAAAUACCAUCCUGACAAGCGUACGCGUCCUCUUAAAUUAAAAAAGAAGAUCUACGAGUUCUUCACGGCACCAAUCACCAAAUUUUGGGCCAACUCCAUUUCAUAUCUGCUCUUCCUAAUCAUCUUCAGCUACACAGUACUAGUAAAAAUGCAACCGACUCCCAGCUGGCAGGAAUACCUUUCGAUUGCGUAUAUCUGCUCUCUGGGCUUUGAAAAAAUACGCGAAAUUAUAUCCUCGGAACCCGUGGCGGUCAGUCACAAGUUUGCAGUGUGGGCGUGGAACAUGUGGAAUCCGUGUGACGCUAUUGCGAUCAUCUUCUUCCUAAUCGGAGUGGCGCUGCGCGUCCGUCCGUCUACUAUGGAGGUCGGCCGUGUUAUAUACUGUGUCGACAGCAUAUACUGGUACCUUAGAAUUUUAAAUAUUUUAGGUGUAAAUAAAUACUUGGGACCACUGGUGACGAUGAUGGGCAAGAUGGUGAAGAACAUGAUUUACUUCGUGGUGCUUUUACUGGUUGUAUUGAUGAGUUUUGGAGUGUGUAGACAAGCUAUUCUGUAUCCAAACAAAGAACCUAGUUGGCGAAUCGCACGUGAUGUCUUCUUUGAACCGUACUUCAUGUUGUACGGUGAGGUAUUUGCCGAUUCAAUAGAUCCACCGUGUGGGGAAGGAGAGGAAACCGAAUGUUUAACAGGCAGGUGGAUAACUCCUGCUGUGAUGGCUAUCUAUCUCUUGAUCGCUAAUAUCUUAUUGAUUAAUCUGUUGAUCGCGGUGUUUAAUAACAUCUUCAACGAGGUCAAUGCAGUCGCUCAUCAAGUGUGGAUGUUCCAGAGAUUUACGGUCGUCAUGGAAUACGAACAAAAGCCAAUUUUACCACCACCUUUUAUUCUCAUAUGUCACAUGUACCUUCUGUUUAAAUACUGUAAGCGAAAAUUGAAAGGUGUGCGCGAAACUUAUGACAACGGGUUGAAACUUUUCUUGGAACCGGAGGACAUGGAAAGGUUAUAUGAUUUUGAAGAGGAUUGUGUAGAGGGAUACUUCACUGAGCAAGAAAUGAAGGUACAGCAGAGCAUGGAGGAUCGUAUCAAGGUUACUACCGAACGUAUUGAGAGCCUUUGUCAGAAAGUGGAUGAUAUUAAUACCAAAGAAAACACGCAGGCAACCUCUUUACAAUCUCUAGAAUUCCGUUUAAGGAAAGUGGAAGAAGUGGCGACGGAUAUUAUGAGCCACCUGGGUGUCAUCCAUCGGUUUAUGGCGACACGCCAGAUGAGCGACGAGCCGCCCCCACCGCCCAUUCAGGUGGAGCGGUUACGGCAUGCCAGUGAACGUUCCGAGGCGGCAAUGUCGGAUGAGUCGCAUAUGUCUACGUUACAACCAACUCUGCGGCGUAAGCCCACGCGAUCCCUAACGGAGGUGCGUCCCGAUGCGUAUAUAUUUGAUGACGGGGCGCACUUUGAAGUCAGGACAGUGGCGGAGGAGGAUGACGAACACAUGGACAUGGAUGUUAUGUCUGCGGCGGAGAGUCGUAUGGAGUUGCAUCUUCUUGACGAGCGGCAAAGGAGCUACGAGUCUAAAACAUCGCUAGAAAGCGAACGGGGAAUCGAAGCCGAUGAAGAACACGAUAAACUUUCAGCUGGGGCGUUGACGUUGGAUCCUCUGAAAUAUAGGUAUGCAAAUCGACGACGGGAUUCGUUCGGAGGGCGGAGGAACUCCGAAGGCGGAUAUGGAGAUGAGUCGAUUUCGAGUAGCAAGCGCAGCCUGUCGCGUCGACAACUAUCCCAAACGCAAUCCGAACCCGAUAAUUCCGAUCCGCUCGCGCAUCUCCCGACUGGGCGCAGCGUGAAGUUCGCCGAACCACAAAUCAACGUGAUCCCGCCCUCAAGCGGUGGAGGCGCACCCAGUGGUGUGUCUACCGCACCCACGACGAGUGCACACGCCCAUAAUCCUCGCGCGAUGCUCAUGUCGAUGCACACCGAGUAUACAAGCAUCACAGACGAGUUGGAGUCGGUGUGUGGCUUGUUGAGCCCGCCGCGCACGCCCCGUCUACUGUCACCGCCUCGGCCCGGACAGUCCGCACCGCCGCCCAUUCAUAAUCCACAUCGCCGGCGCUGCGCUUCUGAGAUGUCCAAUCCUGAGUUUGCCGUUUUCAUGGAGAAACAACAUCUACGCAACGCCGAAGAGAACGAUUACAAACUCAUGGAAGACCUCAUCCAAAGAAAGUACGAUGAGGAAGAGGAACAGUCACAGUCCAAUUCCAGUGUCUCACACAAUCCAGCUUUGCUCCAUGUAGUGCAGGAAUCGCGUGAAUUCCGCAACAAUCGCUUAUUACGCCGCGCCACCGCCAUUGAAGACGACGUCACUCCAACAUCGAGUUCAUCGGUUUUCAAAUUUACAGAAAGGCAAGGUUCUGAAGACAGUACAGAUCAAGCUCCAUUGAUGCCACCAUCGAUUCAACGCCCCACUAUUAUUGUGGAUUCGUCCCAGCUACCCAUUGCACAGGAACAACCCCGAAAGGCUGAUAGCAGAACUAGUUUGCACAUGCAAUCAGAGACGAUGUGUUGAUUAAUUGAUGAGAGGGCACCGAACGCCAUCCAACGAAUCAUACACCAAACGAAGCGUCCGAACGAACGAGAUCAAAAUAAAUGUUCACGAAAUUAAUUAAUUACCAACUAAACCAACGUGUCAGUCAGUCAGUCAGUCAGUCAGUAUUGAUCAUUGAUCAUUAUUUUGCAAAAUUCAGCAAUUAACAUUUUAUUCUGUAAGAAAAAUAAUUUUGUAUUUACCAUUGUGAUAAUUUCUAAACAAUGAUCAAUGCAACCAAUUCAAAAUUACCGACCUACACAUUGACAAUAUUUACUACUAGUCAUAUCUGUUUUGUUUAUAAUGAUCUGUGCACACAUAUUUAUUCACUCAAUCAACUUAAGUUACCCACGUAAGUUAGCCUAAACAAUUUUUAUAUCAAUCAGAUCUAGUUGAGAAUGUAAUGUUAGAGAAUUGAAUGUACAAUCACGAAAGUGCGAGCCUUUUUCAAAGAAAUCGAACGUAUAAUAUUUACAAAGCGACAAGUAAACACAAGUUUAAUUAAUCUACAUUUAAUUAAACAAAAGCAAACGAUAACUAGUUAUAUAUAUACACACACAAAUACACAAAACCAAGAGAUAUAUUUAUUAACUAAUAGGGUGUUUAUUAGCCGAUGCUCAAGUCGAAACCAAAUAUGAUAUAUGUUGAUUGUUCACGUCUUCAAAUUCUAUACAUAUAUAAAUAUAUCAAAAGUAUGUACUUAAAUGCAGAAAUUUAUUCUUACGUCGAUGGCAAUAUCUUACACACAAGUAUCUACAAGUAUGUACACGUGAUUGUUGUAAAUUGUAACGAAAUACAACUGUCUAUAAUUGUGAAGUAUUUUACGAAGUAAACAAAUGUGAGUGUCCUACAUUAUAAACAUAAUCAAACUGAAACCAACACACAAACACAGAUACACCUUACGCAAACACUUUUUGAGACUUUUCCCUUCGGGAAUCGACCUAUCUGAAUAUCUUAUAGGUUGUAGACAUAGAUACUAAACGAAUAAAGACAAUUUUAAUAUUCAUAUUUUCAACAUUAGGCAAAAAGCGAUAUGAUGAUGAUCUUUUACAAAGUUUUCUACUCUUAGUCUUUUCUAUCACCUCUUGUGAACUGUAGAGCCUUUCGAAACUUUUUGCAUAUCUUUAAUCAUUGUAUUUUGUGUAUAUUUAGUGAUAAGAACUCAUAUCGGUAGUGUUUCUAUUCGAAAUUUGAACUUUUAUUGCAAACAUUCAACAUUGAACACCAAUAUGGGAUCUAUUACCAAAUUAUUUUUAAAGGAAUGAAACAAGUUAUUUAUAUCCACGAUUUAAUUAAGACAAAAAACAUUGCAGUACAUGUGACUUAAGAAUUUUUACAGUUGUACAAAUUUAGUUAAUCUGUGUUUCUACUGUUAACUAGUUAAGUUAUUUGAGAUCAUAUUAUAACACCUACUUGUAAACAUGCAAAAUGAUUUCAUGUCGUUGACAACGAAAUGCGCACUGUUAUCAAUGCACCCUUCUCACAUUAUUUUGUCAACGUAACGAUGAAUGGCAUUGAUUGAGGAUUUUAGACAUAUGUGUUUACAUUGAGUUCUAAAGACAAAUAAACUCUCACACAAUUAAAUACAAUA
Messenger RNA from Dalotia coriaria, 7205 nucleotides. RefSeq names its product transient receptor potential cation channel, subfamily M (gene Trpm). Gene Ontology annotation, molecular function: monoatomic cation channel activity. Gene Ontology annotation, biological process: metal ion transport; protein tetramerization; monoatomic cation transmembrane transport. The record is from RefSeq and is a predicted model, not a curated record. The transcript is spliced from 20 exons. Gene Ontology annotation, cellular component: plasma membrane. NCBI's taxonomy places the organism in Eukaryota, Metazoa, Arthropoda, Insecta, Coleoptera, Staphylinidae. Bases 533 to 5596 code for a protein of 1687 amino acids.